GUUAAUUAGAACAUUUUUGUUAUUGUCGAGUGUCAACAAAGAUAGACGCUUCUCCCUCGCUUUCAAAAUGAUGGACGUUCUAUUUUCCAGUAAAAAGGACUCGAGAGACUUUGGAAAGAUCUGUAUAUUCUUUUCAAGAGCGUGUGGUACCAUAGCCUCAGUCAUAAUAUUGUUAUGUGGAUUGAUAUCUUUAUUACCUCUACCAAGUUUAACGACAACACUCAGUCAGUACCCACGCUGCCUUGGAGUCGGAUUCAUAUUCAUAAUAUCAUCAGUGUUGAUGUUCUUCAUGGAGGUGACAAUACUGGGAGUGUGUGUGGAGAGACUCUCGUUUAUAAACGGAUUAUUGAAGUACUUAAAGAACUGGCACAGAUCAGUCUUGUAUAUGGGUGUGAGUAUAACUCCCAUUGUUUUAUGGUGUCUCUCUGCCUCCACCAUCAUACCAAUGAUACUCUUCUUCCUUAUUGGGGCUCUCAACUUUGUACUGGCCAUCGGACAAAAAGCUGAUCACAGUGAUGUAUUAGCAGCAAGAUGGCAGAGAAUAGGAGAUGAGGAGCUAGGCAACACAAAAGAUGAAGAUGAUGAUGAAGAUGAACAAAAUGAAGGAGAGACGCUUCAGGGAGAAACAAGUUUAUCGAAAUCAUAAAGAAAGAAAGAGAGCGAAAAGAACAACUAUGUCAGUCUAUGAAAACUAUCAUGAAACGGGACAUUUAAAAUAUUUAUUUUUCAUACCCAUUAUUGUUUUAAACAGGUUUCAUUUUGAAAUAAAAUAAUAA
Molecule: messenger RNA, 776 nt
Organism: Amphimedon queenslandica
Lineage: Eukaryota; Metazoa; Porifera; Demospongiae; Haplosclerida; Niphatidae
Product: calcium channel flower homolog
Exons: 5
Coding region: 68-646 (192 amino acids)
Biological process (GO): vesicle-mediated transport
Cellular component (GO): membrane
Source: RefSeq, a predicted model, not a curated record